UAAAAAAUAAGUUCUGUCUUGCUGGUCGGACGCAAGCUGCCACUCACGAUUGACAUUGUUAGGGAAAGUGAAUAAUGUGACUUAAUUUGUUGUCCACAUCGCCACUUGGGAAUUGUAUCUUCACGACACAUAUGACCGAGUUGGUCGCUAGUCGUGGUUGCGGUCUUUCAUGUUGUUUGAAUGCUGUUUAAGAGUAGACCUAACACGAGGAAUUUUGAGUAAGUUAUUUCGAAAUAACAUCGGGAAAUUGCCACUUCGUGAUCAUUGAAGCCAGUUAUAUGCAUAUUUUUGCUAUAUUAUUUAUCGAAAUAUAUACCCAAACAAGCUAUAAAAGUGAAACCAUUUGAUACCGAUCUUUCAGUUUUAUUAAAAGUUCGCUUGGGUUGAGACUGCUUUCCAAAAAUGGAACGGUUCGUUGUAUACGUUCUUUGUUUGUCGGUUCUUACAACACACGCGGAUGUUUUUGCAACCAAAAGUUUGAUCAGAGCACUCGUUCCUCCGCGAAGGGAUAACGAAUACGGGAAUACCCAACCCACCACAACUCUGCUUCCUGAAGUAAUAAUCAACCGCAAAGCAGUUAGUCCUACGAUAGCUCCUCAGCAAGAUUCGCAAGGCUAUUUAUACGACCCUUUCAUUGAUGAUUAUCUACCACCGGACAAAACGUUCGCAGAUGAGCCGGUACCACUACCGCAAUUACCGCCGUUUUCUGACGGAUACCCAUCGGUUGUUAAUCAAUAUAUACCACCUGAUAAAAAUCCUGUAUUUUCGGACAAACCAGCCAAUGACUACCUACCACCACUUCAACAACCGCCGCAGAGCGAUGAAAUAAUAAUCGUUACAACUGCACCCGGAUAUCUCUACGAACCACCUAGUUCUUCACAGCCGUCUUUCGCAGAUGAAGGAUUUGUGAACCCACCCUCUAUUGAAGAUGGUUAUCAUUACAACACUCCCACAAACGGUUAUCUACCCCCGGUUGGACGGUCUUUACGUGACGAAAUACAACAAGGUGUUCCAAUAAGACUUCAAUUGAACGAACUGGCUUGCCAGCAAAACAGUGGCGGAUAUUUUAGAUCUACGUUAACAAUUCAAAAUUUCAUCGAUAGUACCCCAAUCGUAGACGUGGAUAGUGAUAGCGGAGACCUGCUUCCUUGCAAUGUGCGUAUAGAUCAAUCGCGACUUUUAGUGAACAUUGAUGCUAGUUAUUUUACAAAGUGUGGUGUACAACGCUGUGGUAGUAACGCUCGUGAAUUAUGUUUGCGUUUAAGGUUUCCUCAGAUUGUCGGUAUGCGAACGGCUUCAGAUGCAAUUCUCACGCUGCAGUGUAAAAUACAGCAAAGAGUUGUUGCCAGGACUCACGCCUUUAGACUAGGUAUCGGCAAUAAUGUACAAGGAAAAAGUGCCUCCGGAACAUUUGCUUUCGGAGGAUCGCAACGACCAUUUAGAUCUCAACUUGGGCUUUUCCGGAAACAAGAUAACGGAAAUGGAUUUACCCGUUCGCUUGAACCGGGAGGAUCUGUUUUGUUGGGUGAAGAUCUUAUUCUUAGAACGCAGGUUAAAAGUGGGGACGGCUGGAACUAUACGAGACUAUCCGAGGUGGUAAUGCAACGAUUAUCGCACACAAGAGAGGUUUUGAACUCGGCAACAUUAGUAACGCUCAAAGGGUGUGUUAACCCUACGAUGAAAGCUAUCUGCCCGGCAGCUCCUGUAUCAGAAUCACCCUUAAGUUUCAGGCUGGCAUUUCGGGCGGCAAUGUUCCAAGGAAUGCGUAGUGGAGAUGAAAUGGUCCUACGCGUUCGCGUGGUGGGUUGUGUUGAUCGUCGCGAGUGUUCCGUGGAGAGCUGCGCCACAGUCAGAUCAAAACGUGAAACUACCGAAAACUUCACAACAGAACCAGUUGAACAUGAGCUACCGUCGGAAAUUGCUACAAUUUCGUUUCGAAUCCUGUUACCGGCUAACGCAACUGUUGGUCGAUACCCUAGUGGUGUGCCAACAUCUGUUCUCACACUUUGGACAACGGUGAUAAUUUCUCUGAUAACACUCAUAGCUCUAAUCGUGUUAAUAGGUAUCAUUAAACUGUAUCGCACAAAACAACCCUGCUAUGACGAGUAUCGAUCUGACUGAAUGUUAUUAGUAAGGGAACACAGCUCCCACUACAACGGAAGCGAAUGGUACCUAGUUGACUCACGUAGAAGUAGCUAUCCGUUCAUGCCCUCACUAUUAAAAUAAAUUGGCGGGAUUGUCAUCAGUAUGCCGCACGCACAGUAGAACCACGGCCGAGAAAAAAAGCUAACGCUAACCACGUAGUCACUAAACACAGUAAUUCAUUAGUAGUGGCUAAUGCAGCCAGUCUUCGGUGAAAUAAGUUAUUAUAUUUAUUUAUUAUAUAGUGGUAAUGAAAAAUGUGAACGCACUGGACAAAACACUGGCUGGAAUCUUAAAUAAACCUUCUGAGAAUUCUCUUACAUCAUCGUCGGAAAUACUGGUCAACUGCAGCCGGUUUCGCAAUUAACUACUGCAGCCUAAAGCGGAAAAGCUUGCAGUAACGAAUUCACGACAUGCCCUACUCUCACAGUUGGGUUUAAUCACAUAAUUAUACUAAUUGUGUAUUUAUUUUACCUAUAAUAAUAUGUUAUUAUGUGUGUCGCCCAUAAACGAUUUCUAAGACAAUGUAUUGUACACGC
Topomyia yanbarensis is the source of this 2681-nucleotide messenger RNA. RefSeq lists its product as uncharacterized. The transcript is spliced from 3 exons. The record is from RefSeq and is a predicted model, not a curated record. NCBI's taxonomy places the organism in Eukaryota, Metazoa, Arthropoda, Insecta, Diptera, Culicidae. Bases 403 to 2121 code for a protein of 572 amino acids.